Molecule: messenger RNA, 4941 nt
Organism: Eleginops maclovinus (Patagonian blennie)
Lineage: Eukaryota; Metazoa; Chordata; Actinopteri; Perciformes; Eleginopidae
Gene: gjc1
Product: gap junction protein gamma 1
Exons: 2
Coding region: 512-1963 (483 amino acids)
Biological process (GO): cell-cell signaling
Cellular component (GO): connexin complex
Molecular function (GO): gap junction channel activity
Source: RefSeq, a predicted model, not a curated record
AGCGACAUUUACCAAAUUCCCGAGUCAGUCACAGAAAUAUGAACAGACUAGCAUUCAAGAUCUGGUUGUAAUUAGCCGACGCAACUGCUCUUGGCAUUGGAGUAGGCUGAGCCCAUGCCAACAUGACCAGACUAUUGUUUAGCAUCGCUGUAACGGAAUGGGCCCGCAGGAAUUUUGGCACCGGUUUUACGCAGCAGACCACAUAGUUCAAUCGACGUACCUCCACUCGGAGACAGAAUACUGAGGCUGGCAUGGACAAAGAAUGCUAACACAUCUCGUAGUGAUGCUGUGAGAUAAAAAGACAUCAGUGAAGCACCCUGCUGGUUCCUCCCGAAAAGUGGACCAGACUAUCAACGUCAGGAUUCAAGUUUGGACCUCAGCAAGUCCAAAACUACCUUCCCCUCCUUCAAAAAGAAUUGUCUUACAUCUUAAAGCAUCUUCACAGACUCGCAUAGCGAGUCUGUGAACAGGUGAGAGAGGGACACUGUCUGCCCCACUGUCCAGCGACACCAUGAGCUGGAGCUUCCUCACGCGGCUGCUGGAGGAGAUCCACAACCACUCCACCUUCGUGGGGAAGCUGUGGCUCACCGUGCUCAUCGUCUUCCGCAUUGUCCUCACUGCCGUUGGGGGAGAGUCCAUCUACUACGACGAACAGAGCAAAUUUGUCUGCAAUUCUGGCCAGCCGGGCUGUGAGAAUGUCUGUUACGACGCGUUUGCCCCUCUAUCUCAUGUACGGUUCUGGGUCUUCCAGAUCAUAUUGGUUGCUAUGCCUUCUCUCAUGUAUAUGGGCUAUGCUGUCAACAAAAUUGCACGAUUAGAUGAGGCCAAAGGAGGAAGUGGCUCUGCUGCUGUUAGAACAGGAGGAGGGGGAUAUACGCACAGGAAGCCCAGGAAAAUUUGCUUUGGAGCACAGCAGCACCGGGGAAUCGAGGAGAAUGAGGAGGACCAAGAGGAUGAUCCCAUGAUUUAUGAGGUGCCAGAGAUCGAGCCGCCAAAAAGGCCGCGGGAUCCAUUACAGCCAACACCCAGACCCAAAAUUCGCCAUGAUGGGCGAAAACGUAUAAGAGAUGAAGGACUGAUGAGGGUUUACGUUUUGCAACUGGUGACUCGUACACUGCUAGAAGCAGGUUUCCUUGCAGGGCAGUAUUUGCUGUAUGGGUUCCGUGUAAAGCCUGUAUUUGUGUGCUCUGGGAAACCUUGUCCCCACAGUGUUGACUGCUUUGUCUCGCGGCCCACAGAGAAAACCAUCUUCCUGCGCAUUAUGUAUGGUGUCACUGUCCUUUGUCUCACUCUAAAUAUCUGGGAGAUGCUCCAUUUGGGGAUUGGUACCAUCUGUGAUAUUCUCCGCCGUCGGCGCUGCCCACCUCAGGAGGAUGAGUACCAGUUGGGAUUGCUGGGCACCAAUGGGGGUGUGGAGGGUCCAGUAGGGGGGACAGGGCCUGAGGCAGGCUCUGAGGGUGGGUUGGGUGGAGAUGGGACUGCAGAUUAUGUUGGUUACCCCUUUUCUUGGAAUACCCCAUCAGCUCCACCUGGCUACAACAUUGUGGUAAAGCCAGAACAGAUGCCAUACACAGACCUUAGCAACGCUAAGAUGGCAUGCAAGCAAAACCGGGCUAACAUUGCCCAGGAGGAGCAGCAGCAAUUUGGUAGCAAUGAGGAUAACUUUCCUACUGGAGGGGAGGCCCGCGUUGCGUUGAACAAGGACAUGAUCCAGCAAGCUCAUGAGCAACUUGAGGCGGCUAUCCAGGCAUACAGUCAGCAGCACCGGGCAGAGGAGCAGCUUGGGGACAACCAGGACGACAAACCCCAAAGUAAUAUCAUCCAGGCCCAACCUCAGCCACAGCCGCAAAAAGAGAGAAAGCAUAGAUUCAAGCAUGGGAAAGGAGGCAGCAGUGGAGGAUGCAGUAGCAGCAACAGCAGCAGCAGCAAAUCCGGAGAGGGCAAGCCCUCUGUAUGGAUUUAAUCCUUGAAACAUGACAUGUAUUAAGAUCCUGUAUAUAUAAAUUACUGGAUUACAGGUUGUUGCAAUAUUUCUUGGAUAAUUAAACACCACAGUGCCUUUAAGAAUCCUGCAAGCUGGAGAAGAAGUGUGUUUGUGUACUCAGGUGUGUGAAAGAAGAUGUGAUUUUGCAGCUGACAAUUUGAUUUGUCUGGGCUAUCACUGUUUAACUUCAAACAUCACACCAACACAAACUGAAUACACAUUGUAUCGUUAACAUGUCUUAUUGUCGUCUGAUCUGAAGCAUAUUAUUGUCCGUUGUCUUCCCGUUCAUCCUUUCUUAGGGAUAUAAAAUUACUGAAUGAUAACGAGUUUUGUUGCAAAUCAGAUUGAUCCCAGAUUUGGCUGAUCACCAUUCCUGGCCACUCCUCUGCAAAGACAGUCUCCAUGAUUACAUUGGCAUCCUUAUUCUUUGGAAAUCACAAUAAAUUAUCAUAAUAAUAAAAUGUCAUCACUACAUUCUGGCAAGUUUUAGCAAUGACUGGGUACUGUUCAACAAGAACAACAACGAUACGCAAUCAAAUGAUGUUCAGUAACAGCGCCUAAGGAAUUGACUUUAUAAUGCCAUGAGAAAAUCACUUUCCUGAAGGUGUCAUAUGUGACUAAUUUGUUUGUAUAUGUACCAUGUUAUCUGUUUGUUCAUUUGAAAACUGCUACAAAUGCUGAUGCUUAGAAACCGAUGAAUACAGCAGGUUUUUCAUACUGUCUACAUCUAAAAUGUCCUGUGAUUUUUAUUUAUUUAUAAGGCUCAUAAUCAAUCCCUUUUCUAUACCUUACUUUUCAACUUCUCAGUUUCUCUCUAAUGCUCUUCAUGGCUAUUGAACAAGACUGCUCAACACUCCACUGCGGUCUCCUCUGCCUUGUAGUUGUGUGCCCCCUGGUGGUAUCUUCUUCAGGCGUCCUUUUUUGGGGAGUAAAUACUAUAUGCCGUUGUUAUCUGCAUCCAGCAACAUCUUAACCAGCUGUAGUGUUCCUUUUCUAUUCACAAGCAUUGUGUUGGAUGAGUGUUCUCAGCACUACAAGUUCAGUGCUCGAUACACAAGGCUGCAAUAUCACAACAUUGAAAUGGAAAAGGUUUAAAGCCAUUACUAUGAUAUAGUGAGACCAAACACUGUUUGUGUGAUGCAAGCGUCAGUGCCAAGAUUUGAUGCUAUGCUGCCAAGAAGCAUGGAUAUUUGUAGCUUUGGAAUACUGUGGCCAUGCUACUCCAAUCGUGAAAUAAUGCCAAUGUGAGUCAAACACUUUUGUAAACGUCACUUGUUUUUUGUAUGUAAGUAUGUGUAUUGAUUUUCCAGAAUGGGAUUUAAAGAGAAAACAAACUCUUAAAGAAAAAAAACAUUUUUUUCACAAAUUUUUGUUGAAUAAAGAAAAGGUAAGCCAGUUGUUUUACGAAGUUGUAUAGAUAUUUAUGGGUAUGUGUAUUAAAUUGCCUUCAAAUUGUAAAAAAAUGUGAAAUAUGACAUAAUAUAUUUUUAUGAUAUGUCGGAUACAGUGACUUAUUAUCGUAAAGAAUAAAGCCAGACUUUCCCUGUAUGUUACAGUAUCAGUAUUUAAUGUAUUUUAAUAACAGUGUUACUCUUUUUCCAAUGUUGUUCUGAGAUCUGCUCAACAGCUGUUUUUGGGGACAAACUGGCUGAUGUCACCAGUUGGGAAGAAAACAUGAAGUGCCAAAUUAUUCAAACCAUUCCAAGAUUUGGUGGCAUAUGAACAAGCCACAGUUCAUUUUUGUGAAAACAUUGGGAACGGGAGGAAUCUGUAACAUUAUGAUCUUGAUUUUAUAAAUCUUAUGUGAAGGGUCUGAGACUUUCCAAGCAACUAUUCAAUAGUAACUAACUGAACAAACCAUCAACAUGCAUAGUUGUGAGGCUAGACAUGUGACGUGGCUUCCUUUACAUAAACGUAAAGCACAAUACAACAAGUAGAACAAGUAUUUAUGUUUGGUUGGUUCUCCUUUAGGUUCCACAAAUCUGUUCAAAAAGACAAGACCAGACAAUAACAGGUAGCUGCUCUUUAUAAUUUGGUGCUGAUAGUCUAUCAUAAGUGUCUUGUGUGUUUUUUCAAUUUGCGAGAUGGUAUUAUAAGAGUAUUGGAAAAGAUUUUUUUUCAUACUGAGCAUCUAAACUCAAUUUUAGCAGUCCAACAUACCCAUGUUUGUUUAUUUCAAGAAAUAUUCAGAACAUUGAUUGUUCAAGGAUUUUCAGCUAAAAUGUUAACAGUUACUAAAAGUAUGCAGGAAUUUAACUUUUUAUUUUACAUGUAAGCAAGAACAGAGUUAUAUAUGCAUUUGAACAAUUAAAUGACCCCUCAUACCUGGCAGCUGAAGGAGUUAUAAGGGAAAGAAUGUCACACUGUUAUUGUAUCAGAUGUAAUUUGUGGGUCUAUUUAUCAGGGAUACCAUAAUGUCCAACCUCAGCAUCUGACUGUCUAUGUAAAAUAAUGUCUGUGUUCAGAAAAAAAGGACUGUAGUGUUUCCCUACAUGUUUCUUAUAGUCACCCAUGUGGGAUGUUGCAAUAAAUCUAGUGGUAUUACCUGUACAAACUGAUUCUUACAUGCAUUGGUGUGUUUGUGUUUUCUAUGCCUUUUGUAAAAUGUGCAUUUCUUUUAAGUACCAUUCUGGUAUCCACUUGGAAAUCUUUUUUUUUUCAGAAUCUUUGAUGAACACAUUUGCAUGUGAAAAGACCUAUUUUCAUACAAAAUAAAUCAGAAAUGCAUACCAAAUAAAGUCCCAGCAUCCUUUGUUUGAGCUCCCCAGCUGAGAACAACAAUGUCAGGCGUCCCACUCCUGAAAUGUAUUCUCCUGUAAGGCUGACGUUGUUGUGUCACUGGCAGGAGCAACACAGGAGACUAAAGCAAUGCCACUUCAGAUCAUGUCAUCUGUGCCUUUCUUUUGUUAUUUGACAACAUUAUUCAGUGACAACUUCAGCGUGUAAAGAGAGAAGGC